Messenger RNA from Brassica oleracea var. oleracea, 783 nucleotides. RefSeq lists its product as uncharacterized. NCBI's taxonomy places the organism in Eukaryota, Viridiplantae, Streptophyta, Magnoliopsida, Brassicales, Brassicaceae. The coding region runs from base 1 to 783 and encodes 260 amino acids. The record is from RefSeq and is a predicted model, not a curated record. The transcript is spliced from 2 exons.
AUGUGGAAACGUUUGUUGAAGUUGAGACCAGCGGCCCUUGUUUUCUUGCGAGCUAACUUGGGAAAGGGCUCUAGGAUUAAGUUUUGGUAUGAUAUUUGGACUCCUCUAGGCCAACUUAUUCUUCACAUUGGCGCAAGUGGACCGAGAAACACGAGAAUUCCCAUAAACGCCACUGUUAAUCGAGCUGCUAACGCUACGGGCUGGUGUUUGGGAGGGUCUCGCUCUCAGCAAGAACUUGAUCUCCACAUACACCUAACUACUCUUCCUCUCCCUGCCUCGUCUGUAAACGAAGAUGCCUACGUCUGGGAAGCAAAUGGCGCUGUUCCAAAACACGCUUUCAAUAUGUGGGUUGCUAAUGCAGACCGUCUCCCCACCAGAUCGCGGCUCGCAUCAUGGGGCAUUAACAUCCAAACUUGUUGCCCCCUUUGCUCAUUUCAUAAUGAGACCAGAGACCAUCUUCUUCUUACGUGUGACUUCUCAAAGGAGAUAUGGAGGUUGCUGUUCGAACGACUCGACUGUUCCCGUCACAGUCUGCUCUCAUGGGCUGAACUUCUUUCUUUGAUCAGAGGACCGCAAGCUUUCCCAACCGUCACUCUGCACCGUAUCUCUGUUCAGACCAUCAUCUUUCACUUGUGGAAACAACGCAACAACGUCAUCCAUAACCAGAUAUCUCUCUCCACAGCUGAAAUCUUCCGUCUUGUUGACCGUGACAUUCGGACCACCAUCACUGCCAAACGGAAACGAAAGAACUUCGCUUCUCUCAUGUCUUUUUGGCUUAGAUAA